UGUCACUGCGCUCAGACCGGAAAAAAAAAGCAUUAGUUGUAUUUGGGGCACCUUGUGGAAUUAUUUUAAUGUACUGUAGGGUGACUAUAGGUUAAACGACAGUUGUGCAUGUUCUAUUUUUAUGUGUGACUUUAUUUGAGUAUAUCUCCGCUUGGUAUUUAUAUACAACAUAUACGAGGAAGUGAAAACUUUUGCAUUAUUUUGAUCUGAGGUAGCUGGGGUCCAGCGCAAAGAAAAUGGAGCAUUACGUGAAUCACAUUUAAACAAUCCGGUUCAAAUAUGUUGCUGUUUCAAACGUUUAAUUAAAUACCCAUUUUUGACAUAAGAGGACUUUUCAUACUUUAACCGUGAAAUUGUGGAAUUAUAGCUGGUAUCCCACUAUGAUGCGGUGCUUUUUUAGAAAGACUCAUGGCUACGCUAUCUUGUUUUGUUCUCGCAGUACAAACUUAAAUGUAUCUGCAAGUACCAGCUCGGAGCUUUAUGUCAGACAUUUUAGUAGCACUCCUGUAAGGAAGACUGUUAUGCCAGCUUGGGUAAUAGAUCGAUACGGUGAUAAUGAUGUAUUGCGUUACAGUAACAACGUAAUGUUCCCCAUUAUACAUUACCCCAAUGAAGUUAUUGUUAAAGUUCAUGCUGCAAGUCUAAACCCUAUUGAUGUAACAAUGAGAAGUGGGUAUGGAGCUGCCACUCUGAAUAUGAGACGUGAUCCAUUGAACGUCAAGACUGCAGGAAGUGAAUUUCCAUUAAUUCUGGGUCGUGAUGUCUCGGGGGUUGUUAUGGAAUGUGGAUUAGAUGUGUCCUACUUCAAGCCAGGAGAUGAGGUGUGGGCUGCUGUUCCUCCUUGGAAACAAGGAACUUUAGCAGAACUGGUUGUUGUCAAUGGAAAUGAGCUGUCUCACAAACCAAAGAGCCUCAGCCACUUACAAGCUGCUGCUUUACCGUAUGUAACACUGACUGCAUGGUCUGCACUAAUGACCACAGGGGGUCUGAAUAAAGACAACUGCAAAGGGAAAAGGAUUUUGAUCAUUGGUGCUUCUGGCGGUGUUGGAACUGUUGCAAUCCAGAUGCUGAAGUCAUGGGGUGCCCAUGUCACAGCUGUAUGUUCUGGCAAUGCUGCUGAGAUGGUAAUGGGUCUUGGAGCAGAUUGUGUGGUUGAUUACAAAUCAGAGAAUGUGGAACAGCAACUCAAGAAAUUAGAUUUGUUUGAUUUCAUCUUGGACAAUGUGGGUGGUGAUACAGAGAAGUGGGUCACACAGCGUCUGAAGACGUGGUCAGGAGCAAAGUAUGUCACUCUUGUGACACCCUUUCUACUAAACACUGACCGACUAGGUGUGGCAGAUGGAAUGAUGCAAACCGGAGCUACCAUUGCCUCAAAAGCACUAAAGCACCUCUGUAGAGGAGUUCAUUACCGAUGGGGUUUCUUCAUCCCUAGCGGACAAAGUCUGGAUGAAAUAGCCGAACUUGUUGAUGCAGAUAAGAUCCGCCCAGUUAUUGAUCAAACCUUUUCCUUCGAUGAUGUCCCUAAAGCCUUUCAGAAGAUGGAAAGGGGUCAUGCACGUGGGAAGAUUGUUAUUAGCUUAAAAGGAACAAAAGAGUAAUUGACAGUUCUGUACCUCACAUUAUCAGCAACACAGUGUGUAAACCAUGGACAUCAUUUUACAGACUGAAGUACAUUAUUUUACCUUGCAGCUGAAGUGUUUCUACUGCUUUUCUGGAACUGUAGCAGCCACUUAGGUGAUUUCCCUAAGAAAGGCAAAAAGGUGAAAAUAAUGGCCUGUAGUUGCCUUAGGCUACCUGACAGGCAAUUUCCUCACGCUCUUAAUGCCAGAAGACAUAAAUCAUUAUUCCAUACAUGGAAGUUAUAUUCAUCCAAAGAAAUAAGUGUUUGUUUUGAAAUGAGAAAUGUAUUUUUGUUAGCAGGUGAAAGCAAUAAAGAAAAUACCUGUACAAUA
This is a messenger RNA of Protopterus annectens (West African lungfish), 1952 nucleotides long. RefSeq names its product reticulon 4 interacting protein 1 (gene RTN4IP1). The transcript is spliced from 9 exons. Gene Ontology annotation, molecular function: oxidoreductase activity; zinc ion binding. NCBI's taxonomy places the organism in Eukaryota, Metazoa, Chordata, Ceratodontiformes, Protopteridae. Gene Ontology annotation, cellular component: mitochondrion. Bases 381 to 1598 code for a protein of 405 amino acids. The record is from RefSeq and is a predicted model, not a curated record.